Cyanistes caeruleus (blue tit) is the source of this 2103-nucleotide messenger RNA. The record is from RefSeq and is a predicted model, not a curated record. Lineage: Eukaryota; Metazoa; Chordata; Aves; Passeriformes; Paridae.
AUGGUGAGAAAGAACAGCACUGACACCCCCAGCCCUGCUGUCUCUAACGCAGACACGCACACGGAUAGCUGUACUCGAGGGGUCAGGGACACUGGACCGCAAAUUUUCCGCGGCUCCCGCCUCAGGCCCACUCACCACCCGCACAGGCCGCGCUCGCCGUCCGGCACCACUGCAGGCCCGGCUCCCCUCAGCCGCUCGGCGGGGAUCGGCAGCGUUCGGGCAGAGUUCGGCAAGGCUCGGACCGAGUUCGACAAAACUCGGGCGGGGCUCGGGAACUCGGGUUACACUCGGCAACACUCGGGUUACACUCGGCAACACUCGGGCAGAAUUCGGGAACGCCCGUGCUUUUCUUUCCCUUGCAGAUACUUCAGGUGGUGGUUCAAGAAGACCCGCAUAGAGAAGAAAUCUGCCUUCAUUGACCUCUUGUGUGCUGUUCCUCUGCAGCAGAUCUAUGGGUGUCCGCUGGGUGGGAUCGGAGGAGGCACCAUCACCCGUGGCUGGCGGGGAGAGUUCUGCCGCUGGCAGCUGAACCCUGGCCUUUACCACUACGAAACGGUCAUUGCCAAUCAGUUCACGGUGUGCCUGCGGUGCAAGGGGCAGACGAUUUACCAGCAGGUCUUGUCCGUGGAGAGACCCAGCAGGCUGCAGGGCUGGAACUGGGGCUACUGCGGCCACUACGCCUUUUACCAUGCGCUGUACCCCCGUGCCUGGCUGGUGUACGAGCUGCCGGGGCAGAAGGUGGUGCUGACUUGCCGGCAGCUCUCUCCGGUCAUCCCCCAUGACUAUCAGGACUCCAGCUUGCCAGUGGGAGUGUUCAUCUGGGAGGUGGAGAACGGGAGGGAUGAGGACGUGGAAGUGUCCAUCAUGUUCAGCCUGCAGAACGGCACGGGAGCGGAGGAGGACAGGAGCGGUGGGCACUGGAACGAGCCCUUCACCUUCCAGAAGGAUGGCGAGCGGGUGGCUGGAGUCCUGCUGCACCACUGCCCAGCUGUGAACUCCUUCACUCUGGCCAUUUCUGCCCGGGAGAAGGCUGGCACGGGAGUCACCCAUGUCACGGCAUUCAAUCCCAUGGGAUUGGGCAGAGAGGUGUGGCAGGACCUCCUGCAGGAUGGCAGGCUGGAUUCACCCACCGGUAAAAGCAGGCCAACAGAGAAGGGGGAGGUGACAGCAGCAGCAGUAUGUGCCAGCUGCCAGGUGCCUGCCCAUGGGCACAAGACACUGGAGUUGGCCCUGGCUUGGGACAUGCCCUGUGUUCACUUUGGCUCCAAGGAGAAGCUGCACCUCAGGCGGUACACCCGGUUUUUUGGCAGCAAAGGCGAUGCUGCACCUGCCCUGUCCCAUUAUGCCCUGACACACUACAAGGAGUGGGAGAGGAAGAUCGAAGCGUGGCAGAAUCCCAUCCUGGAGAACAGCCAGCUGCCUUCCUGGUACAAGUCAGCCCUCUUCAAUGAGCUCUACUUCAUGACGGAUGGCGGCACCAUCUGGAUGGAGCUGUCCCCUGACUGCUGUGCCGAGGACCUGCAGGGGCCGGCGGGGGCGGGACUGUCUCACCUCCUCCCUGUCCUGCGGGAAUACGGAAGGUUUGCUUAUUUGGAAGGCCAGGAGUACCGCAUGUACAACACCUACGAUGUCCAUUUCUACGCCUCCUUCGCUCUCAUCAUGCUGUGGCCCAAGCUGCAGAUCAGCCUGCAGUAUGACAUUGGUGAGUGUCCCCAGAGGCCCUGCCUUGGUGCCUGCUCAGGGCUUCACCUCGGGAAGAGGCGGAGGCUUUGGGACAGGGGCUGCUGUAGGGAUGUGUGCCACGGAGCCAGCAUCCCCCUGCAGCCGCUCUGCUGUGCCCAGGGCUUGCAGGCCUGGAAUGCUGCUGCCUCAGCAUCUCUGUGCCCAGCACUGGGGGUGCCCUCUUGCCAUGCUGGGCGUGCACAGGUGGCUCUGCCUGCCCUGGGGGAGCCCCUGGUCUUCCCAGCUCUGUCCUUGUGCCUUGCGGAGCAGCCACACAGAGCUGUGGGAGAUGAGCCUCAGGCCAUAGCUCCAGGUGGAGCAGGGUUCUGCUGGUCAGCACCAAGUGUGGUCCCAGAGAGCACCAUGAGGUGGUUGGGCUGA